AUGGAUGUUGAAAUGGUUAAAUAUCACCUUUUUCAAUACGGAUUUGUUGAGAACUAUUUUGUUUGGAAAUAUCAAGGGGAAGAAGAUGCUAUUGAUGAGAUGUAUUAUGUUAAUGAUUUGCAUGGUGGAACUCAACCUGAAUUGGGAUAUGAUAAUCCGUACCGACAAAUGGUUUUGGAUGUAGCUGGUUCAAACUUUGAUCAAGGUUUGAGUCGACAAUUUCAAAGCAAUAUUGAACAUGAGUCAUCUCAUACUUAUGAAACUUCAAUGGAGGAGGAGAUCAAUCCUUCAAUAGAGGAGGCGUCUGAUCUUCCAAUGGAGGAGGAGCCUAAUCCUGAGUCUCAAAGAUUUUAUGAUUUACUACAUGCCGCUGAUGCAAAAUUGUAUCCCGGUUCCUCCGUCUCUCAACUUGAAGUUGUCUCUAGGAUGUUAAACAUUAAAAUGGAGAACAACAUGUCACAGAGAGGUUACAACCAAAUGAUGCAAUUGUUGAAAGAUUCUUUACCUGAAGAUAACAUAGUGCUUGAUAACUAUUAUCAAACAAAGAAAUUGGUGCGUAGCUUGGGUUUGCCAGUUGAGAAGAUUGAUUGUUGUGAAUCAGGAUGUAUGUUAUGUUGGGGCGAUGAUGAGAACCUUACAUCUUGUAAAUUUUGUGGCAAUCAGAGGUAUAAGCGUCGUGUAGGCUCUCGUAAGCGGAAAUUGGUCCCUUAUAAGAAAAUGUAUUAUUUUCCUUUGAUCCCUAGAUUAAAAAGAUUAUAUGCAUCUCAUGCUACAGCUGCUGAUAUGAGAUGGCAUCAUGAGCAUACACAGGACGAAGGGGUAAUGCGUCAUCCAUCAGACUCUAAUGCUUGGAAACACUUCAAUGAAACUCAUACCUUUUUUGCCAAUGAACCAAGAAAUGUAAGAUUGGGGUUAUGUACGGAUGGUUUCCAACCAUUCAGUCAGACUGGGAGGAAAUACUCUUCGUGGCCAGUGAUUGUAACUCCAUAUAAUUUACCUCUAGGAAUGUGCAUGAAGGAAGCGUAUAUGUUCUUAACUGUCAUUAUUCCAGGGCCAAACAAUCCCAAACAUAAAAUUGAUGUUUAUCUGCAACCUCUAAUAAAGGAGUUGACCUUGUUGUGGGAGACAGGUAUAGAAGCAUUUGACAUUUCAAAAAAGCAAAACUUUCAACUAAGGGCAGCUUUGAUGUGGACUAUAAGUGACUUUCCAGCAUAUUCUAUGUUAUCAGGAUGGAGUACUGCGGGCAAGUUAGCUUGUCCUUAUUGUAUGGAGGAGACACAAUCCUUUAGAUUAGAACAUGGUAGAAAAACAUCUUGGUUUGACAGUCAUAGGAUGUUUCUUGACCAACAUCAUCCUUUCCGGAGAGAUCGUAAAAACUUUUUUAAAGGCAAGACUGUCAAAAGAUUUCCACCACCUUACAAAAUAGGAGAGGAGAUUUUGAACCAAAUUUGUGACUUAGGGAUAAGGAAAGUAACUGAGUUAGAUGCAGAAGAGGUUAAUCGAAGAAUAUGUAAGUCUUGUGGAUGGAAAAAGCAAAGUAUCUUUUGGGAUUUGCCAUAUUGGAGUUCUAACAUGAUUCGACAUAACCUUGAUGUCAUGCAUAUUGAGAAAAAUGUCUUUGAUAAUGUAUUUAACACGGUUCUUAAUAUUGUUGAUAAAACCAAAGACAAUUCACAAUCACGUUUGGAUAUGGUAAACUAUUGUGAUCGACCUCAGUUGGCAAAGGAUUCAAAUGGUAAAUACCCCAAAGCUGUAUACACAAUAGACAAGGAAGAAAAAGCUAUCUUGUUUAAUUGGGUCAAAGAUUUGAAAUUUCCAGAUGGGUAUGUUUCAAAUUUGGGUAGAUGUCCAGACACAAAUACGAAAAAGCUAUAUGGCAUGAAAAGUCAUGAUUGUCACGUGUUCAUGCAAAGACUUUUGCCUAUUGCUUUUCGUGAAUUACUUCCUAGUAAUGUGUGGCAAGCACUUACAGAGUUGAGCUUAUUUUUUAAAGAUCUUACUUCAACCACUCUACGAGUGGAUGACAUGGAGAGAUUAGAAGCAGAUAUCCCACAAAUUUUGUGUAAGUUAGAACGUAUAUUUCCUCCAGGGUUCUUUGACUCGAUGGAACAUUUGCCUGUGCACCUACCAUAUGAAACAAAGAUCGCUGGACCUGUACAAUAUCGAUGGAUGUAUCCUUUUGAAAGUAUGUACGUGCAACGUUUGCAAGAAGAAUCUCCCAAUUUAUCACAGUGUCAGAUAGAUGAGAGCCUUGAGGCAUAUUUUUCUAUAUGGUUUAAGGAAUACGUCCGAUGCAAUCAUAUAGAGAAUAAAUUCUUGCGUAGCCUUGCUCAUGGACCAUUAAUAGGCGCUACAUGUCAUUCAAUGUAUUUUGUUAAUGGAUACAAAUUUCAUACAGAAUGUUAUGGUAGCGCUAGAUCAACAAUGAACAGUGGAGUUUGUAUCUCAGAUCCAAAUUCUGGUGAUUACUAUGGACAGAUAAAAGAGAUUAUACAAGUGGAAUACCGUGAAGAACCUUUAAAGCAAACUGUCUUAUUCAAGUGUGAAUGGUUUGACCCAACUAUAGAUGUUGGUGUGAAGAAGCAUAAUCAAUACAAAUUGAUUGAUGUUAACCAACGUCGUCGGUAUAAAAAGUAUGAACCUUUUAUUCUUGCAAUGCAAGCAACACAAGUGUGUUAUGUCCCAUAUCCUAGCAAGAAAAAGGACAAGAUUGAUUGGUUAGCUGUAUUGAAGGUUAAACCUCGUAAUGUUGUGGAAUUACCUGAUGAGGAAGUGGCACCAACUCCAGAACUGAAUGUUCCAUUUCAAGUCAAUGAAGUUGAAGUCCAUGAGAUAGAUAUGAAUGUUUCUGUUGAUGAAGAAAUACUCUUACAUGAUUUAAAUGGGGGUGUACUUGAAAUGGAAGAACCCAUUGAUGGGUUACAUCCAAAGUAUCAUGAAAUCCCUGGAGAAUCUACAGAGGAGGAGUAUGAAACUAAGGAGGAGUAUGAAUCUGAAGAAACUGAGGAGGAGUAUGAAUCUGAAGAAACUGAGGAGAAUGAGGAAGAAUUUGAAGAAGAUUUAGAUAGUGACUAG
Molecule: messenger RNA, 3075 nt
Organism: Solanum verrucosum
Lineage: Eukaryota; Viridiplantae; Streptophyta; Magnoliopsida; Solanales; Solanaceae
Exons: 3
Coding region: 1-3075 (1024 amino acids)
Source: RefSeq, a predicted model, not a curated record